Messenger RNA from Haliaeetus leucocephalus (bald eagle), 4603 nucleotides. RefSeq names its product E4F transcription factor 1 (gene E4F1). Gene Ontology annotation, cellular component: nucleus. The record is from RefSeq and is a predicted model, not a curated record. The annotation marks the transcript as partial. Gene Ontology annotation, molecular function: DNA-binding transcription factor activity, RNA polymerase II-specific; RNA polymerase II cis-regulatory region sequence-specific DNA binding. The transcript has 13 exons. Gene Ontology annotation, biological process: regulation of transcription by RNA polymerase II. NCBI's taxonomy places the organism in Eukaryota, Metazoa, Chordata, Aves, Accipitriformes, Accipitridae.
GUAGAUGAAGAUGACGUGCAUAAGUGCGGCCGCUGCCAGUCGGAGUUCACCUCCUUGGAAGAAUUUGUGCAACACAAAUUACAAAAGGUCUGCCAGCGAGCUCCAGAAGCUCUCGCUGCUGCAUCAGCAGGUCUCCUCAACCAAGAAGUACAAAAGGUCGUUCCUUCUGUCGAGGAGUCGAUAACUGUUGCUCAUAUAGUUGUUGAAGCAUCUUCAAUAGCAGAGGAAAUCAGCAACGCAUCUGCUAUAGUAGGUAGUGGGCACAUCAAAGAAGUCAUUGUUGCAGGAGACCACGUUUUUGAAAACCCAAAUGGUCAUGUCGAUGGCGAAGUCACUGAAGAGCAAGGCAACCCUGAAGAUCAGGAGCAGGACAUUGCCACAGAACUGAUAAAGGUUAAGCUGCUGAUUAACAAAGAAGGGCGAUAUGUAUGUGAAUUAUGCCAGAAGACGUUUAAAACAGCAAGCAUCCUCAAAGCUCACAUGAUCACGCACAGCAGCAGAAAGGACUAUGAAUGUAAACUCUGCGGGACUUCCUUCAGGACAAAAGGGUCUCUGAUUCGACACCAUCGGCGUCACACUGAUGAAAGACCUUACAAAUGCAAGAAAUGUGGGAAAAGCUUCCGGGAAUCUGGAGCUUUGACUCGGCACCUGAAAUCUCUGACACCUUGCACUGAAAAAAUCCGCUUCAACAUGAACAAAGAAAUAGUAGUCAAUAAAGAUGAUUUGCCAACAGGAUCCUGUAGUUCAAACACGGACACUGUUUCAUCAAUAGCGAGUGAAUCCAUUGAGGCCUCGCCCGUCAUUCAUCUCGUGACAGAUGCAAAAGGCAACGUUCUUCAUGAAGUCCACGUCCAAAUGCAGGAACUUCCUGUUGUAGAUACAAAAUCCCUGGACCAAGAUCAAUCGCAUCCUGAGGAGCUGCCGUGUGAGGGGGAAGUGAACAGUGAGAAUCUGCUGAGGCAGGCCAUGAGGAAUUCGGGUAUUGUGAUAGAGAGAGUCGCUAUGGAGGAAAUGCAAAAGCCAGAUGAGCCUGCUGUGGCUGCUACAGAAGAAAUAGAAAAUGAAGCAGUGGAAGCAGAAGAGGAGCUGUGUGAGGAACAGUGUGUUGAAGUAGAACAAGUGGAGUCGACAGAUGCAGAAAGAACAAAUGGGUACAAAAGUUACGUUUGCCCUCACUGUAAUGAAGCCUUCAGUGAAGUGACUUCCCUUGAAACACACAUCAAAGGUCAUUUAGAUUACAAGCCUUUUAAGUGUGAGGAGUGUGGCAGAGAGUUCACAAAGGGCUAUCUGCUAAAAAAGCAUCAAGAAGUGCAUGUGAAUGAACGGCGCUUCCGCUGUGGAGAGUGUGGCAAGCUCUACAAGACCAUUGCACAUGUGAAGGGGCAUCGAAGAGUGCAUUCUGAUGAGCGGCCGUAUUCCUGUCCAAAGUGUGGCAAGCGGUACAAGACAAAGAAUGCCCAGCAAGUUCAUUUCCGUACGCAUUUAGAGGAUAAGCCUUAUGUCUGCCAGUACUGCAGUCGGGGCUUUCGGGAAAAGGGCUCGCUGGUCCGCCACAUCCGCCAUCACACGGGGGAAAAGCCUUUUAAGUGUUACAAGUGCGGGCGAGGGUUUGCAGAGCACGGCACUCUCAACAGGCACUUAAAAACCAAAGGUGGCUGCCUCCUUGCUUUGAAAGAGGUGGAAGAAGUGAUCAUGUCUGAGGAAAGUCAGUCAGCUGACAAUUUAGCUGCAACAGUCAUUUCUGAAGAUCCUCACACUGUUUUGGUAGAGUUUUCUUCAGUGGUGGCGGACACUCAGGAAUACAUCAUUGAGACUGCUACAGAAGACAUUGAGACCAGCGAAGCUACUGAAAUAAUUGAGGGAACAAGACAUGAGGUUGACAGCCACAUUAUGAAGGUUGUGCAACAAAUAGUAAAUCAAGCAAACUCUGGUCACCAGAUCAUUGUACAGAACGUCACCGUGGCAGAAAACUCUGAAGUAACCACAGAUGCUGCGGACACCAUCACCAUUGCGACCCCCGAAAGCCUCACAGAGCAGGUCGCUAUGACGCUGGCUUCCGCCAUCGGAGAAGGAACAGUGCUGACUACGGAGGGUAGCAUCGAGACCGAAGAAGCAACGGUGACGAUGGUGGCAUCUGAGGAUAUUGAAAUAAUGGAACAUGCAGGAGAGUUUGUGAUUGCCUCUGAGGAGGGGGAGGUGGAAGUCCAGACUGUGAUUGUGUAAUGAACAGCAUGCAGCUAGUGACAGAUGUUAAAUGUAAAACUUACUAUUUUUCUCCUAUUUGGGGAAUUUGAUCAGUCCUAAGUUUGCCAUUAUAAUUGUUCAGAAAGCAAGGGAGAGAAUGCUUCUAUAGGUAAGUGGCUUAACAGGAUGGUACAGCCCCACGAUGUUUUCUGUUUAAAAUGGAAAUAACAGUAGUUUAAAACCUCUGCAUGGUUAUACUGUGGAAGUGACUGAUAGGCCGUAUUUGACAGUCUUGGCAUUUUGUACAGCUGCCUCAAAUAAAGGAAGAUCCUUUGCAAAGCAUUUACCUCUGACCACAGGACAGUAGUGUUCUGGUAUUUAAAAGGAUUCAGAAAGUGAAGCAAAUACAUAGGGUCUCUUUAAGAGAGUACCUUAAUAGUAUGCAUUUAAAACAAACCAAGAAAACCAAACCUAAGGAGUUCUGGUGUGCAUUCACCACCGCUCAAAAACUUUCAUGCCUUUAACCUCACUACUUUAGUCCUCCUAAGGCAUGGUACUGCAGUAUUUUUCUUUUCUUUUCUUUUAUAUCCUGGACAAAUAGCCUUAUAUACUGGUCUAUGAAAGAAUGCAUCAUUGUACCCUUGCAAUGCCAGACAGGCUACUCUGAGAGCUAGUCUGUUGGUAUGUAAAGCCAUACUGUAUAUGAUUUUUUUUUUUUUUAAACCAUAUACGGAUUUUUAAUUGCAUAUUGUACAGAUGCGGCAUGUAAAUAAAUACAUUUUUAAAAAUAAAGUUAUUUAAAGUUCUUACUAUAUUUUUCCAAUUUCUGCUCUAUUAUCACUCAGAAGAAUUUCUGAGAAGAGAACAGGGCCACCUAACAUAGUGCUUAAAUUAAGAGACCCUCACCGCUGGGUGAGUCAAACAUGCUGUUUUUCCCAGAGCCAGCACAAGCCUCUAAAAGCAGCCAGUACAGCGAUGCUUUGGAGAUCUCUGAAGCGAUCCUAAGUUGGAAGGAUUUCAGAAGGCCGCUUGCAUAGCUGCAAGUAUACUUUUGUCCUCUGCUGUUAAGGCAGAGGGUUUUCUUGAGGGACACCGAUGAAUUGCCUUUCAGUGUUCACCUAGAGAAUCCCUGUACAGAGGUGGAAGACCAUGUCACUGCUGUGCUUUUGAAGUGGCCUGUUCAGUGAUUGUGGGUGGGCAGCCCUAGAAACAGCUUCAGCAACUGUAACUUCCCCUGCUGCAAAAUGCCCAAAAUACUAAGAAACACCUAAGACGUGGUUGAGCCUCUUGCUGUGAACAGGUAUAUUGAACAAUGCAAUAAAGAUGAGAAACACCAGAAGGAUUAAGUCUAAUCUGCCAGGACCUGUAUGUCCAAAGCUCAGUAUCAAAUUUCUGAUACCCUUUUCAGGAUGCUGAAAUUCUGCCCAGAAGUCCACCAUUUUCAUGACUUUAAGGCUGAAAUGGUAUCUUAAUUUGAACGAGCUGAAAAUAGGUAUCAAGAAAGAGACUUAGCAGGUAAGGAGAAGUAGCACUUGUAGUAGUUUCCUUUCUGAAAUUAAGGUGCUCCAUACUACUACGAAUUUGCAGUAGAACAUGGUUUCUCCAGGUUAAGAUUCUGCCAGUAAUCAUGGGGUUUUUCAGCUACAUACAUGCAACCUAUUGUACUUAAUGGUAAUGGGUUAAUAAUUUGCAAAACAAAGAUAAAAAAGAUGAUGCUUCCUCAAAGUUCAUAGCAGCUCUUUGUUAGCUCUUACCUUGCAAGCGCACACACAGAGAAAAAGAUUCAUUUCAGUAAGAUGGACCAAACUUCCCUCUCCAUACCAGCAAAUUCAAUACUGGUCCCUCUAACAGGGAAACAGAAGACUGAGCUUAAACUCAGAGAUCUCACCAAGUGAAGUCUCUUAAAUAGUGCUCUGCUUUGGCAUCGUUAAUCAGAAUACUGCAGUCAGCUGUGAGUUACUCUUUUCCUUCAGGGGAAAAAAAAUGUGAAUAAUUGACAAAUAAGUGCCACUUCCACAAGUGUGACAUUGCUAGAUUCCUGUAAAGUCUCCUGCAGGAAGACCUACUUAAGACAUACCAAAGUAACUUAGGAACUCAGUUUGCCUAAUAUACAGUGGUAUAUAUUAUGCAGCGUACAAAACAGUAACCAUAAAAAAAGUUCCUUGUGUAUGUGUUCCUUAAGUGAACCUAACUCUAGUCCAGCUUGCUUCUGUACUGUCAUUGUGUCUGAAAAGACUAACAGGCCACUGUCACAACUGGUACGAGUAGUGUUACAGACAAACUUGGAAGAACUCUAGUUUUUUGGAAGACUGGUCAGCUUUGUGAAAACAGUUUCCAGUUACUUAACUGACAUACAGUAAUCUGUUCACAGAAGUUGUCUGGGGCUUCAAAGCACACUGCUGAAAUAAAGUCUUACAAA